AUGAAAAGGAAGCCGGCCCUUCAGGAGUGGCCUCUUUCCAAGGACGGCCCUGACGGUGCUAACUCAGGGCCCACCAAGCCCUCGCUGGUGCACUCCGUCCAGCUGGCUGGGCCGGGAGCCAGAAGACAUGGCUCUGCUGUGGACCAGGCACAGCGGCCCUCGGAGAUCUCCUUCUGCUCACUGAGACUCAGCUUCCUCAUCUGUAACCCUCCGCUCCCCCAGACAACCCACACCCACCAUUCAGAGGCCUCCCAGGGUCCCCUCCCCCUGGAUAAACCAGAUCAGCUGCCCCCCACUUGCGGGGAGUCUGCUGCUUGGAAUGCUCAGGCCCGAGCCCCAAGCCUCCUGUCCCCCAGCUUAGAGCCCCGAUCCCUCGCGUGGCCACACCACGAUGCAGGAGCCACGCAGGAGCCCCUAGGACUUGCAGGCGGGAGCCUGGGUAGCGUGUGGAGAACGGAGAGCAGCUCGCCGAGCCUGCGGCAGCCCAGCCUGGGGAAGCACAGGGACAGUGACGCCAGCCUGUUGAACAGCGGGUAUGCGGGGGAUGAGGAAAACAGCGAGGUCAGCCUGGUAGUCAGGAGGCACCGUGUAAGGCUGCACCGAGGUCUCAACAGCCAGGCAGACAGCGUCCAGACCAGCCAGCCGGGUGCCGUCUACUGUCCCAGCCAGAUCAGGAGCCAGCUGGCCGGCCAAGCGCCAGGAGCAGAGCAGACUGGAGGGGAAAAGUGAGAUGAGCCUGCCCGGCAGCGGCAGCGGGGCCAGCAGCCUGACAAGCAUGAGCUUCAUCAGCCUGGGCAGCAGUGCCCUCAACUACCAGGUCAGUAGCGGGCUGGUCAGUUCCGCCAGCAGCCUCCUCUCCAGCCAGGCCAGCAGCUGCCAGGGCGCCCCAGGGGACGGCACCAUGCAAAGCGGGGUGCAGAGUAACACCAAUCUGCAGGAGGGCGACGCUGGAGACAAGGGCAAAGCCAGCGACCAAGGCUGGGGUCAAGGCCAAGGCCAGGCCCCUGAGGGCCAGCAGCCUGCCCAGAUGUGUGUGCCUUUAUAAGAAGACUCACCAGCCACUAGGUUCUUGAAGGAUAAAUACAGACGUGAAUCCACAACAACCCUAGACUUUACCCAGAGUGGUUACAGCCAAAGUAAAUGCCUUUAAAAAGUAUACACUGUGUCUGAACUUUGGGUGGGGCACCCCAUUUGUAGCAAACGACUGUCAGCAGCAGGGUCAUGUGAAGUGAGAACUGUUGAAGAUGAGCGCCACCUGCAGUGACCGUCAGCAAUCAAUGGUAAGACCAUCUAUACUGAGAAACCUUAUUGAGAAGAACAGCUGUAUCGAGGUCCUUCGAGGCUGAGUCUACCUUCCCCCAGCAAUACCACCAUGAGCCCCAGCGACCAGGACCAGCCGUCUCUAACGGGAUCCACCAAUGGCAACAACAUCUAUACUGAGAACCAUCAUGGCCGGGCUCGCCAGCCAGAACUCGUCAGUGGGGGCAAUUGUGAUCGGCAGCAAAUACCAACUCUAUUUAGAAGCAUCUGAUGUUAGAACCUCCCAUGAAGGAACCGUGCUAAGUGAUGAGCACCAUCUAAGGGCAACGCCAAUGGUGGCAAGCUUGGGAGGGGCAAGCACCAGCCGUGGCUGGGACUGUCCACCAUCGACGGAGAACCACAGCCCUGGAGAGAGGGACCCGUACCGGGCCCUAUGAGACGUGCUGCUCGCGGGAGCCAGAGAGGCUGCAUUUGGAGCUCCCCGAUGAUGCCCCAUCCCUGCUCGACGUGCAUCUCCAAGGAGGUAGAGACAAGAAAGGAGCCCAGGAACCAUCUUGGUUGAGAUGGUUGGGACUAUUUCCUAUGGCAGGACAAAGCCAUGAUCAAUACUGAGUGGCGACAGACAUGAACCCAGCCAAGCACAGCUGCAAGCAAGACAGCUCUGCGCCAUUCGGCGGAAGUCUCCUACGUGGGUGGGAGGGCUGAGGACCCUCGCCUGCCCCUCCCCGGGACAAUAAAGCCCUUCCCCAGGAGCUGACCACACAGACCCUGGGGAGUGAGCUCGUCCGCUGAGGGGCGGAGGUCAGAACAGCCAAGAAGACACCCACGAGGUACCAGAAGGAAAGCUGAGGGGGCACCAAAGACAAUAAAAGGUGUCUGGAGAGGCUGAAA
Molecule: messenger RNA, 2151 nt
Organism: Hyaena hyaena (striped hyena)
Lineage: Eukaryota; Metazoa; Chordata; Mammalia; Carnivora; Hyaenidae
Gene: CUNH16orf82
Product: chromosome unknown C16orf82 homolog
Exons: 3
Coding region: 1-729 (242 amino acids)
Source: RefSeq, a predicted model, not a curated record